UCUAUAAAGUUUUAGACAGCCAGCCUAUUUGGACAUCGCACAACGACUAUAGAACGGACUCUCUCACUUUUUGCUUUCCAUGGAAGACAAAAACAAUCACAACACAACCUCCUCCGUCAUCUCCUCCGCCCCUGAAUUACCCGAACCCGAUGUCCAAAUCCUCACCUCUGGCGGCCUCCGCAUCGCCGCUCACUCCAGCAUCUUGGCAAUGGUGUCGCCAGUGCUGGAAAAUAUAAUGGACAGGCCACGUAAGCACCGGACUUCUGAGAGAGUCAUUCCGAUUCUCGGCGUUCCAUGCGACGCGGUUUCCGCCUUCGUCGGAUACCUCUACUCCACGAGGUGCACGGAGGAGCAAAUGGAGAAAUACGGGAUUCACCUGCUAGCUUUGUCACACGUUUACUCGGUCACGCAGCUGAAGCAGAGGUGCGCCAGAGGAGUCAGUCAGCGGCUGACGAUUGAGAACGUGGUGGACGAGCUUCAGCUCGCCAGGCUCUGCGACGCACCUGAUCUUUACCUCAAGUGCAUGAAGCUGGUCGCCGCCCAUUUCAAGAGUGUCGAGCAAACCGAAGGCUGGAAAUUCAUGCAGGAUCAUGAUCCCUGGCUCGAACUCGAGAUUCUCCAAUUCAUCGAUGAAGCUGAAUCGAGGAAAAAGAGGACGAGGAGGCACAGGGUAGAGCAGAGCUUGUAUUUACAGCUAAGCGAGGCGAUGGAGUGUCUAGAGCACAUUUGUACGGAAGGAUGCACCACUGUUGGGCCGUAUGACGUGGAGCCCGCAAAGAAAAGGGGCCCGUGUAACAAAUACACAACGUGCCAAGGUGUCCAGCUGUUGAUCAAGCAUUUUGCCUCGUGCAAGAGAAGGGCUAACGGAGGAGGGUGCUCUCGGUGCAAGCGGAUGUGGCAGCUUCUUAGACUCCACUCCUCAAUUUGUGACCAGCCUGAUUCUUGCAGGGUGCCACUUUGCAGGCAAUUCAAAUUGAAAGCGCAACAACAGAUAAUGGGUGAUGAUGCACUGUGGAAGCUACUUGUGAGGAAGGUCUUGUCAGCAAAAACUAUUUCUUCUCUAUCUCUGCCCAAGAGAAAGAGGGAGGAGGAGCUGAGGGAAACAAUGGGUGGUCAUGCACUGAGAACCUUCAGAUUGUGUUGAGGUAUAUUACUAUAGAAAGGAGUUAGUGCUCUAAUUAAGAGGAGCGAGUUAGAUUCUUUUAUUCAUAUGAGAGAAAACUGUGUCCUGGGGUUCUGUAUAUGGAGUGAGUUUUUUUGCCUAGCCAGCUUCAUCCUCCAAUGAUGGGGAGUGCGAGAGCGUUUGUGUCCAAAGCAAGACGAUGUAAAUGGAGUGUCUACUUGUAAAAUUGUAAACCUCUCCAUUAUGUGCAAAUGAAAAUCGUUUCUGCAAGUCUAAUUUGGCUUCUA
Theobroma cacao (cacao) is the source of this 1410-nucleotide messenger RNA. RefSeq names its product BTB/POZ and TAZ domain-containing protein 1-like. NCBI's taxonomy places the organism in Eukaryota, Viridiplantae, Streptophyta, Magnoliopsida, Malvales, Malvaceae. The record is from RefSeq and is a predicted model, not a curated record. Gene Ontology annotation, cellular component: nucleus. Gene Ontology annotation, molecular function: protein binding.